GUGAAGCUGUUGCUUAUUGCGCUGUAGUGGCGGCGGCUGGUGCUGUGGUGAGGAUAUAGGGAAGCAUCCGGAGUGCGCACUCGGCUUAACAACUGGCAGACACAGCUGAGAAGAAAACAGUGUUGAGGAGACUCCGCUACAGUGUAUUCUCUGAAUGCAAUCACAGGAACAGCGUUCUGCGGUUCAAACUCUGAGACACAGACUGUUGUAGCUACUUUUGUCUUUGGAAGUUAAACACAAAUUGGCUGGUUUUAGAAACGCAUCCAGGGGAGAUGAUUUCCUCUCAUCUUUUCUGUCUUCUGGGACUCCGGAAUAGGAUUCCUAGAUUAAGGGGAGAUGGACAAAGUAGGAAAGGUGCCUUGUUGUUGUUGGUUAUAAUGCAUGUUUUGGGAUCUGUUUGGUCUCAAUCUGAGCAGCAGACAACCUGUCCUGCUUCGUGUGAGUGUUCUGAACCGGCCAGAACUGUAAAAUGUGUGAACAAGGAUCUAGCAGGGUUGCCCCAAAAUCUUCCCCCUUAUGUGAGGACACUCUUCAUUACUGGCAACCACAUAAACCGACUGCAAAAAGGGGCCUUUGUGCAGCCACAACCCCUAGUAGAUCUCACCAACCUCAGUCUAAGUGGAAAUGAUAUUCAAGAACUAGGCGAUAAUGUGUUCAGUUACCUACCCAGUUUGCGGCAUCUUGAUCUCAGCAACAAUGUGCUUGAGAGGAUAAAUAACUUUUCUUUUCAAGGAUCUGAGAAUCGUAGUAGUCCUCUUCAGGAACUGAACCUCAGCAAUUCGUUUGGCAACGAAUCAUUAAUCUUGCAGUUUGGAACAGCCAUGCAGAAUGGAGCGCUCGGCAACCUCCGCAAGCUGGACCUGAGUGGCAAUAAUAUAAUAUAUCUGCCAGUGGGAACGUUCGGUUCCCUGCCCAACCUGAAACAUCUAGACUUGAGUAACAAUUCUCUGGUGGGUUUGCAAGCGGGCAUCUUCACAAAUCUCAAUCACCUCGAGAUUCUGGAUCUUAGCAACAACGCUCUGAAGUGCCUGAGAAACACCACACUUUUUGAUCUCCCUCACCAUCCAGGCCUGUUAAUCAACCUCAACAACAACAGCUGGGUAUGUGACUGCCAGAUUGAGGACUUUGCCAUUUGGUUAAAAGAGACGACCGUAGUGGAGGGAGCAUCUAGCCUGCUGUGCUCGUAUCCUGAGAAAAUGAAGGACACUCCAGUUGUUGCUGUUAAGAUCGCCGAGCUUGACUGUCUGCAUGUUGAUGGCAACAACAGCUUACAAACAUCUUAUGUUUUCCUGGGCAUAGUGCUAGCCCUCAUUGGUGUCAUAUUCUUGCUUGUUUUAUAUCUGAACAGGAAAGGCAUCAAAAAGUGGAUAUACAACAUUAGAGACGCAUGCCGAGAUCACAUGGAGGGCUACCAUUACAGAUAUGAGAUCAAUGCAGACCCCAGGUUAACAAACUUAAGUACCAACUCAGAUGUAUGAAAACAUGAACUCAAACUAAAUCGUAUGUAAACUUAAAAAAGUUUUUUGACAAGAGCAACACUUUUAACUAUGCAUGAACCUUAUGUAUAGACAAUGCAUCAAACCCUGUGCUUGCUCUCAUAUUCACACCCUGCUGGAAAACAAAAACAAGUGACACCAUGCAGGGCUUGCGAAUGCCUCCAUUUGACUGUGAAGUUUAUUGCUGCAUUCUAAUUUACUUUGUCUAGGCUCUGAAUCUUGCAUGCUGAAUACCCUUACACAAGAGACUUGAGUCAUUCUUUGCCGUUCUUAUUUGGUGGGAUUACUCCCUGGGGGAAGAGAUUUUCAAAAGACCAAACUAGUACACCAACUUUUUUUUUUUCCCCCCUUCACAAAUGUAAUUACUAGUGGAAACCGUUGCCAACUCAGAUACCAAUCAACAACAACUGCCUCAAAUGAAUACAUUUAAUAUCUUUCCAUAAGACUUCUGUUAUGGUUUGGGACGUUUCAAACUGUCAAGUUGUAAGACUGCCCAUCUAGUUGGAAGGUUUUACAUGUACAAACGGGACAAAUCAUACAAUACCUGGCAUGCACAUACAUUUUAAUGUUUAUUUAAAAUCUGAAUGGAAUACCUUCACAAAAAUGCUUUUUACACCAUUUUUUUGUAAUAAAAAAGUAAUAAAAUUAAAAAAAAAGAAA
This is a messenger RNA of Spea bombifrons (plains spadefoot toad), 2156 nucleotides long. RefSeq names its product trophoblast glycoprotein (gene TPBG). Lineage: Eukaryota; Metazoa; Chordata; Amphibia; Anura; Pelobatidae. The coding region runs from base 273 to 1478 and encodes 401 amino acids. Gene Ontology annotation, molecular function: protein binding. The transcript is spliced from 2 exons. Gene Ontology annotation, biological process: negative regulation of canonical Wnt signaling pathway. Gene Ontology annotation, cellular component: plasma membrane. The record is from RefSeq and is a predicted model, not a curated record.